GGACACUGCAAGACCGAUUGUCGACUGAAGCAGUGCACAGACGCCUUUUCAUCAGACCUCACCACUAAAGCUGACUUAGGAGUUUGGAGCCGAUGGAGGCGGCGAGACAAGGUGAGCCCCGAGAAAAGGGAUAUCUCGGAGGCAAGAAAGGCCGUGGGAAUAUCAUUCGUGGAGCAUCACUUGACAAUCGAACAGUUGAAAGAUCUCUAUCCAGAUUCAUAUAUUCAUCACGAAUUUCCCGAACGCAGUGAUGGCUUACACAGUGAAGAAGCCAGCUUCACCAAACUUCUGCCAUCAAAGGCGAUUGUGAUCAGAGAUUGUGAGGAGAAGGAAAUCAACACCGAGGACAUCGUCGUUGGCGAUUUGGUGAUCAUUAGAUCGGGAUCUCGAAUACCGGCCGAUAUCCGAAUUCUUCAGACAAACUGCCUGACGAUCGAGGUGUCGGAAGUGACCGGUAGGAAAACUCCUGUCGAGUGCACAGCAGAAGCGGCCGCUUCGUAUGUGUCCGUGUUCGACUCGCGGAAUGUCGCCUUCAAAGGAUCGUACUGCACGGAGGGUGAUGGACUCGGCAUUGUCAUCCGAACCGGGAAGUUCACAGUGAAAGGACACUGCAAGACCGAUUGUCGACUGAAGCAGUGCACAGACCUCACCACUAAAGCUGACUUAGGAGUUUGGAGCCGAUGGAGGCGGCGAGACAAGGUGAGCCCCGAGAAAAGGGAUAUCUCGGAGGCAAGAAAGGCCGUGGGAAUAUCAUUCGUGGAGCAUCACUUGACAAUCGAACAGUUGAAAGAUCUCUAUCCAGAUUCAUAUAUUCAUCACGAAUUUCCCGAACGCAGUGAUGGCUUACACAGUGAAGAAGCCAGAAAGCGUCUUCGAGAUGGCGGUGGAAACGUACUGCCUCCACCGAGGGAGGAACAUCUCUUUCGGGUUUUCAUCAGGCAAUUUCAUUUCAAAUUCUGGCUAUUAUUAACGGGUGCGGCAUUUCUCUCCAUAGCCGCAUAUUUUGCGCAUUAUGCGCAAGGCUUCAACGAGCCGCUCAAUCUUUAUUGUGCCUUCAUUUUGUUGCUUGUUGUUCUCGUCAUGAGCCUUCUCUCACUAUGGCAGGAGAGUAAAGCUCGAAAAGCGAUUGUGAUCAGAGAUUGUGAGGAGAAGGAAAUCAACACCGAGGACAUCGUCGUUGGCGAUUUGGUGAUCAUUAGAUCGGGCUCUCGAAUACCGGCCGAUAUCCGAAUUCUUCAGACAAACUGCCUGACGAUCGAGGUGUCGGAAGUGACCGGUAGGAAAACUCCUGUCGAGUGCACAGCAGAAGCGGCCGCUUCGUAUGUGUCCGUGUUCGACUCGCGGAAUGUCGCCUUCAAAGGAUCGUACUGCACGGAGGGUGAUGGACUCGGCAUUGUCAUCCGAACCGGGAAGUUCACAGUGCUAGGUGGAAUCGCGAAUCUUCACACGCAAAUCCCGCCUACUAAGAGCAAGCUGCAGGCGGAGUUGCGCACCUUUGCGCAGUUCAUCUCAGUGCUUGCCAUUUGUAUGGCUGUAGCCAUGUUUCUCAUCGGAUGCAUCGUUGCCAAGUUCGAAAAUGUUCUGGAUCAUUUCGUUAUGGGCUUUCUGGUAGUCAUUGUGGCCAACAUUCCACAAGGUCUUCCAGCUACUGUGAUGUCACAAUUGCGAAUAAUUGCACGGCGAAUGGCACAAAAGAACAUUUACAUCAAGAAACUUGAUCUCAUUGAUGAGCUCGGAGCGGCGACGGUGAUCUGUGCAGACAAGUCGGGCACGUUAACUAUGAAUCAAAUGGUUGUCACUGACCUGUGGUUCAAUCGGCGAAUGGUUACUGGUGCCGGCGUUGAUUUGAAACAUCCGCAUAUACGAGCCAUGCGUUCCACUGUCAGGUCCAGUGAUCGUCUCGAGGAACCGCUUCCCGAAAUUCUUACCGUAAUGUCGGUCUGCAACCGAGCCCAAUUCGAACAUGUUCGUCGCUCGAUGCGGCGUGUGUCGACGAUGCGAGCGCUACAGAAGUCGGCAUCUGAAGCGAUGCUCAGCGGACCCGUGAAAAAGAAGUUCACGAUUGUCGACACCCGCACUGGCCAAGUGUCAGAACACCGACGUCCGACAGUUCCGGACGCCGAUGGUCUACCGGCUCUUGAAAACGGUGUACGCUCCGAGGAACCAGUGCCUGUUUCUACUCAUCCGACUACCGGCAGGACCAAGAGCCGCAAGAACGACAUCUUCGGGAUUCCGAGCGAUGUGGCUUUGGUUAAGUACGUGGAGUUGAACGCAAGCGUUGAAGCGAUUCGUCAACGAUACCAUUCAGUGCAUGAGAUUCCGUUCAAUUCGAUCCGUCGAUGGCAGCUGAUUGUCAGUCGAUGUUUGGCUGAUGUUCAACCAGUCGAGAAUCUUCCUGAACCAGCUCAGAAUGAGGCUCGUUAUGUCGUCAUGAUGAAGGGCGCUCCCGAGGUGAUUCUUGGUAAAUGCAAAAAGGCCAGAGUAAACAAGGAUGUGGUUGACAUUGACGACAACUUCAGACAGGAAUGCCAG
This is a messenger RNA of Ostertagia ostertagi, 2532 nucleotides long. Lineage: Eukaryota; Metazoa; Nematoda; Chromadorea; Rhabditida; Trichostrongylidae. The record is from the annotation of a GenBank genome assembly.